GCUGCUACUUCUUGCUGCUGCCUUUGGCUUCAUCAGCCUCCGCCGCUGCUCGCUAGUCUAGUUAAUUACUUACUACUUACUACUCUUUCUGGCUACCCUGACACGACUCCCCCUCUCCUGACGACGUCUCUUCUCCGUACGGCUUUCUGUCUGCAUAACCACUUCGCCCUCCUACUUCGCCGUUUUAUCUUCGACCUUCUUAGUUUCCUCAAGUCAUCUAUCUAGCCUCUCCACUUUCUACUCCCGUCUUCCCACUCACCCUUUUUCCUUAACUCUCUUUUCAACUACUCUUCCCGAUCUCUGCUGUGAUAUCGAGCUUCCGCCUAGCUGUUUCGCUAGCUGUUUCGCACGUCCCGCUCCGAUUCAGAGUAUGGUUGACGAGGAAUAUUCAGUGACUAAUUCAUGAUGGAGGGCUCUAUUCCGCCGCCGUCCACCACGACCACCUCCACCACCUCCUCCAUCACUACCAUUCCAACCUCCUCUUCAUCAACCGUUUUCCGACCCCGCAAAUCAGAAGAUUGGAAUGAGUAUCGCACGGCUAUCGAGAGUCUCUACCGAGACAAUCAGCUCAAGCUCCGUGAUGUGAAGAGGAUCAUGGAGCGUGACUAUAACUUUGUUGCAUCAGAAAAACAAUACAAAGAUCGCCUGGCUGCAUGGCAUGUCCGCAAGAAUAUCAAGGCCAAAGAAGUCCAUGUCAUGAUCCGAAAGCAACAGAAACGAGCGGCCCGAGGCAAGCAAACAGGUUUUCGUGUUGCUGGGCAGGAAGUCGACUCCAAACGCAUCUCACGCUUUGUCCGUAGAUAUGGAUCGAACAUGGAGGCCAAUAAUUCCCGCGAGGACCCUCCGCACAGUCCUCAGGGCCAUCAGAUCAUCCAGCCCGUCCAGCCCGUCCAGCCGAUCCAGGCAACAAGCCCCGAACCAGAAACUCCCUCCGAUAUGAGCUAUUUUACCCCACCGCCAGAGGAACGAGCAAUGACAUUAUCACCUUCAACAGAAACACCGUCACAUUUCCAUGACGAUCCACCCGAACCAGUUCGUAAUCCAGGAAUUGGCAGCGCGCGAUCUUUAUCAGUCUCAUCCGGAACUAUGACCAACGACAUAACGAAACCAAUGACUGACGGGGUCCAGGGGCCAGAUGGCUGGAUGACCCUCGAGAUGUUUCAGGAAAAGCUUUUGAAGCUUUCGAGAACUCUCGAUCAAUCAAUGUCCCGAUUUGUUCCUGCCGAGGAUCGCAGCCACCAGCCCUCCAAUUCUGACCAGCAUUCUCGCUCAAUCGGGCAGUGAGAAGGAGGAAAAUGAAGAACAUCAACGUCCUUGGACGAAAACAAAGAAAGAUUUUGGAUAUCUGUCAACCUCCUUAUACUCUGCUAUAUUCUGUUCUUUGGCAGGUUGAGUCGAUUGCCUCCUUCUCCACUUGGUGUCCCCUCUGUAAUAUUCCACUUUAUUUCCCUUUGUUUUUUAUUUCUUUCCUUCCC
This is a messenger RNA of Aspergillus piperis CBS 112811, 1475 nucleotides long. Its product is annotated as Clr5 domain-containing protein. Bases 403 to 1284 code for a protein of 293 amino acids. The record is from RefSeq and is a predicted model, not a curated record. The transcript is spliced from 4 exons. Lineage: Eukaryota; Fungi; Ascomycota; Eurotiomycetes; Eurotiales; Aspergillaceae.